Panonychus citri (citrus red mite) is the source of this 1870-nucleotide messenger RNA. RefSeq names its product isocitrate dehydrogenase [NAD] subunit beta, mitochondrial-like (gene Idh3b). Gene Ontology annotation, cellular component: mitochondrion. Gene Ontology annotation, biological process: isocitrate metabolic process; tricarboxylic acid cycle. NCBI's taxonomy places the organism in Eukaryota, Metazoa, Arthropoda, Arachnida, Trombidiformes, Tetranychidae. Gene Ontology annotation, molecular function: NAD binding; oxidoreductase activity, acting on the CH-OH group of donors, NAD or NADP as acceptor; magnesium ion binding. The transcript is spliced from 4 exons. Bases 149 to 1282 code for a protein of 377 amino acids. The record is from RefSeq and is a predicted model, not a curated record.
AAUUGAAAGUGAUUCUUUUCUGUUUGUGUAUUGACCGGUUGGUUUUUCUGCAGUUAAUUUGUUUCUCUGUCUUAAUUGUUUCAUCUAAUUUCUGAUCUCAUUUUAUUAAUUGUUGUUAAUUUAUUGUCAUCUAUUGGAUAUUCUGAAAAUGGCUUUUCCAAUGAGCAGGGUAGUUUCAGCUUUACUUAAUUCUAGCAGAGGCUCAGAGAAAUUAUUUGCUAGUCGGUUGAUUCAUUCAACCAGUUCAACAUAUUCGGCUGAUGUUAAAGAGAAUCAUGUUAAAUGUACUCUUAUUCCUGGUGAUGGUGUUGGCCCUGAAUUGUGUCAAGCAGUUAAAGAGGUUCUUGCUGCUAUGCAGACUCCGGUUGUUUUCGAGGAGAUGUUUAUUAGUGAAGUAAAUCCCACUAUGAGUGUUCCUCUUGAACAAGCGAUCGCCUCCAUCCGAAAGAAUCGUAUUGCUUUGAAAGGAAUUCUAUCAACACCAUUUAGCUCUACUUCCGGAGAAUUGCAAACACUUAAUAUGAAGAUACGUCGACAAUUGGAUCUAUUUGCCAAUGUGGUACAUGUUAAAUCUUUAGAUGGUAUACCAACCAGGCACAAGAAUUUAAAUUUUAUCACCAUUAGAGAGCAAACUGAAGGUGAAUACAGUUCAUUAGAACAUGAAAGUGUUCCCGGUGUUAUUGAAUGUAUGAAAAUUAUUACCGAAGAAAAAUCUCGACGAAUUGCUAAAUUUGCCUUUGAUUAUGCUACCAAACAUGGACGUAAAAAGGUUACCGCUGUUCACAAGGCUAAUAUUAUGAAAUUGUCUGAUGGCCUUUUCCUUAAAUGUUGCGAGGAAACCUCACAAUUAUAUCCAUCGAUUAAAUUUGACUCCAUGAUCAUUGACAAUACCUGCAUGCAAUUGGUUUCUCAUCCACACAAGUUUGACGUUCUUGUCAUGCCAAAUCUUUAUGGUAACAUUGUUGACAAUUUAGCUUCAGGCUUAGUCGGCGGUGCUGGUGUUGUACCUGGAGCUAGUUACAGUUCUGAUUGUGUCAUCUACGAACCGGGUGCAAGACACACUUUCGGUGAAGCUGUUGGUAAAAAUAUUGCCAAUCCAACGGCAAUGUUAUUAUGUGCUGCUAAAAUGCUUUGGCACGUUAAUCUUAACAGUUAUGCUCAAAAGUUGACCGAUGCCCUUGAGAAGGUUAUCAACAGUGGCAAAUCCAAGACCCGUGACAUGGGAGGUUACGCGAGUACCACUGAUUUCACUCGAGCUGUAAUAAGUAAUUUAUCCUUCUAGUCGCCCGAAGAUGAGAUUUAUUUUGUCGAUUCCGUUUUAAUCACCCCUCACACUUUAACAAACUAUAAAGAGAAAAAAGCAAAGAGAAAUAGAGAAAAAGAUGCUUGAUUUUGGAAAUCGAAAAAAAUUCUUCCUUCGAGAGUCCAAAUGAAUCAACACUCAUCCCCACACCGCCAACACCAUCGGGAAUCAGUUAUUGUAAAAAUCCAAAGGAUAAAGGAAUAAGUUCUAACAAAGUGAUCUUAAUAUGAUCGCUAAUCUAAAGUGGAUUUUUCUUGCAACAAUCAACAUCCAGUGGUAAAAACAAUGGUUAACACGACAAACUGAUUUAAAUGUUGUACCAAUCAUCAUCUUUAGUUUUAAUCUUGUGCUAGUAAAUUUCAUCUCGAAUCUCCUGUUUUUUUUUGCUUUGGUAAAACAAAAUUAACAUUUGGAUUACAUUAAAUUCACAUGGAUGUAGUACCGAGAGGACAAUCAAAAAUUGUCUCUCUCACUUAUUAACGUAAAACCAAAUUGAAAACUGUCAACUUUGCUGAUGAUGAUUGGAAUUAAACAAAAAGACAAAUUAACAAGAAUAACUUAUCGAAA